This is a messenger RNA of Mesorhabditis spiculigera, 405 nucleotides long. Lineage: Eukaryota; Metazoa; Nematoda; Chromadorea; Rhabditida; Rhabditidae. The record is from the annotation of a GenBank genome assembly.
AUGGCAGUGUUGGCGUUGCAGCAGAAUGGCUUCCACCUCUACGGCCAACACUGGUAUCGUCUCUACGAAAUGGACCUCCACUGGGUCCCAGCCGAGAACUACUGCCGCUCCAUGGGCGGCCACCUGGUCAGCAUCGUCGACCGUGCCGAGAAUGACUUUGUCCACCAAAUACGAAAGAAAAAUAAUAUCUGGAUCGGCCUGAACAAACUGAACGACACGCGCCAGGUUUACAAGUGGAGCGACGGGCAGCCGGCCGAUUAUAUCAACUGGGACUCGACGCAGCCGAACGAGCCGAAGGUGGACUGCGUGUACAUGGCGUACAGCCAGGAGCAGCCGGGCACCUGGUUCGACUACGGCUGCUGGGAGCACCGGCAGCAGUAUUUCGUAUGCAAACUGCCGACGCCU